This is a messenger RNA of Brenthis ino (lesser marbled fritillary), 981 nucleotides long. The record is from the annotation of a GenBank genome assembly. NCBI's taxonomy places the organism in Eukaryota, Metazoa, Arthropoda, Insecta, Lepidoptera, Nymphalidae.
AUGGCCAACGUUAACGAUACUGGAAAGAAAAAUGGAAUAUUGGAUUCUGCAUUGGAUUUGAUCGGGAACACUCCAAUCGUUGCACUCGAUAGGCUCUGGCCGGGUCCAGGUCGUAUUCUUGCAAAAUGCGAAUUUAUGAAUCCAGGGGGUUCCAUUAAGUGCCCUUCUUCACUUCACAUGAUACAAAAGGCUCGUGAAAGUGGAGAACUGAAACCCGGUGCACCUGUAGUGGAAGUUACUUCUGGAAACCAAGGUUGUGGACUGGCUGUAGUGUGCGCAGUACUUGGGCAUCCUUUAACACUUACUAUGUCUAGCGGCAACAGUGCACAAAGAGCUUCAAUGAUGGAAGGCCUGGGUGCUAAGUGUAUCAAAGUUCCACAAGUGGAAGGUACGUAUGGUAACGUGACUGUAGCAGAUGUCAAGGAAGCUGAAAAAGAAGCAUUAAAAUUAGUUGAAAAAACAGGUGCAUUUUAUGUGAAUCAGUUCUAUAAUCAAUUGAAUGCUGACUCACAUUAUCAUAUUACUGGCCCUGAAAUUUGGCGGCAGACAGGUCAGCACGUCGACGCCUUCAUAGCGACAGUUGGCACUGCUGGAACAUUCGCUGGAACUUCAAGAUUCUUGAAAGAAAAGAAUCCUAAUAUUAAAUGUUUUGUAGCAGAGCCAUCUGGGUCAGAAGCAAUCAAAGGUUGUCCGAUUACCAAACCUCUACAUUUAUUGCAAGGGUCGGGAUAUGGUUGUGUACCGAAUUUGUUUAAAUUUGAUACUCUCGAUGGUACUCUCAGCAUUACUGAUGAAGAAGCAUUAAAGUAUAAAAAGCUAAUUGGGGAAAAAGAGGGGUUAUACGUGGGAUAUACAAGUGGCGCUAAUAUCGCUGCAGCUGUAAAGUUGCUGGAGUCUGGUAAACUUCCAAAGGAUGCUUGGGUUGUCACUUUGCUCUGUGAUUCUGGCCUCAAAUACAAUCCGGAGCCAGAAAUACAAGCG